UCUCGGAUAAAGGACGGCUCUGCAAGUUUGCAACCCGGUGACUAUGUUUCUUUUUCCACUACAAUGGAGACUCUGUUGCCUCUCUUCUCGCCACCCUAUCUGAACCCAUCUCGUCUCAAGAAGCAAUCACCAAUGGCGGCCUCCGUUUCACCGUCUCUUCCCUCAUCUGCCCCAUGUAUCGCCGCUCAGCAGCGGAAAACGCCCACUUCAAAGCGCUCCUCAAGACCCACCAAGACGCUUUCGUCACCACCCUCACCACCGCCAACAACAACCACCACGAACAACGCAAGCCCGACGCCUUCUCUUCCUGCCAAGAAGGUUCUGGUUCCGAUUGGGUUUGGCACGGAAGAAAUGGAAGCUGUCAUAAUGAUUGAUGUUCUGCGCCGGGCCGGCGCGCAGGUGAUUGUGGCAUCGGUUGAGCCCCAGCUUGAAGUUGAAGCAUUUGGUGGUACGAGACUGGUAGCCGAUACGUCCAUUUCGGCCUGCUCUGACGAAAUUUUUGAUCUUGUUGCUCUGCCGGGAGGAAUGCCUGGCUCUGCACGUUUAAGAGAUUGUGAAACUCUCAGGAAAAUCAUGAGCAAACAAGUGGAGAAAAAAAGAUUAUAUGGAGCAAUCUGUGCUGCCCCAGCAGUUGCUCUUCUGCCAUGGGGUCUUCUGAGGAAAAAGAAGACCACCUGUCAUCCUGCAUUCAUUGACAAGCUUCCAACGUUCUGGGCUGUUAAAUCAAAUAUCCAAGUCUCAGGAGAGCUUACAACGAGCCGUGGUCCUGGAACUGCUUUUGAGUUUGCUCUUUCAUUAGUGGAGCAGCUUUUUGGGGAGUCUGCUGCAAAUGAGAUUGGAGAAUUGCUGCUAGUGCCUGCUGAGGGUAGACCUAGGAAGAAGGAAUUCAACAAAGUUGAAUGGUCUGUUGGUCAUACCCCUCAUGUUCUCGUACCAGUUGCCAAUGGUUCUGAAGAGAUUGAAGUUGUAACAGUGGUGGAUAUUCUACGGCGAGCUAAGGUCGAUGUUGUGGUUGCUUCAAUUGAAAAAUCUGUGCAGAUUUUGGCUUCUCGAGGCACAAAGAUUGUUGCAGACAAGUCAAUUGGCAAUGCUGCUGAGUUGAUAUAUGAUUUGAUUAUUCUUCCGGGAGGCCCUGCAGGGGUUGGACGGCUACACAAAUCCAAGGUUUUGAAGAAGCUUCUCAAAGAACAGGAAUCUGCUGGAAGAAUAUAUGGAGCAAUCUGCUCUUCACCAGCAGUCCUACAUGAACAAGGGUUACUUAAGGAUAGAAAAACCACUGCUCACCCCUCUGUUAUAAGCAAGCUUGCCAACAAUGUGGGGGAUGGUGCGAGAGUAGUUAUUGAUGGCAAACUGAUCACAAGCACGGGACUUGCUACUGUGACUGAUCUCGCAUUGGCUAUUGUGAGCAAGCUUUUUGGUCAUGGAAGGGCGAGAUGUGUAGCGGAAGCCCUUGUUGUUGAGUAUCCCAGAAACUAGAAUGAUCUAUUUUGUAGUCGUCAUGGAUAAAGGAGAUUAUUUAACUGCAUGCUAUCAGUAAAGGGUCAGACUUGCUUGUGCAUGGGGCUUGCAUUUCGUGCCAGUGUCGCUUGGCUGAUUGCAUGGUAUGCAUCUGCCAUUCAGAUAUCAAAAGCUUGGUCACGGACUCAGAUUAUUCUUCGCUCAGAUGUGGCAUGGGAUAGUGGCUGCUCUCUGCCAGCUAAAAAUCAUAAAAUGAUACUGAAAUGGCAUGGAUGUGGAUUGUAUUGUAUUUUAUACUUUCUUUCCAUUGUUAGAAGGGGGAAAAAGGGACAAGGUUCUGAACAAGAGACUAAACUAUUGACUUCAAUGUAUAGCAUCUCUAAUGUUCACAUGUCAACCUUCCUUAGAGAACCUUGCAUUUUCUCUCAGAGGUCAAACUGAUUAGGAGUACUGGGCAUGUUCUUUUGUCCUCGUCGUACAUGCAAAACAAAAUGCAUCACUAAAUAUGAUGACUUUGAAUUUAGUCAAUAUAACAAUGUUGAAUUUGCACCUGGUA
Molecule: messenger RNA, 2014 nt
Organism: Malania oleifera
Lineage: Eukaryota; Viridiplantae; Streptophyta; Magnoliopsida; Santalales; Ximeniaceae
Product: protein DJ-1 homolog C
Exons: 10
Coding region: 64-1476 (470 amino acids)
Biological process (GO): guanine deglycation, glyoxal removal; protein deglycation, glyoxal removal
Cellular component (GO): nucleus; cytosol
Molecular function (GO): protein deglycase activity
Source: RefSeq, a predicted model, not a curated record